AUGUUUCUUCCUUGUUCUCUAAAUAAUAAAAUUAUUAAAAGUAUCAAAAAAAAAUUCGUUACAACAGUAAACAUAUUCAAAAACAGUGGAGAUUUUAACAAAGAAAAUAAAAAUGUAAAAAAUGUCUACGAAGAUUACGAAGUAUUAAAAAACAUAAAAAAAAAAAAUACCUUGAAAAAUUCAUUAAAAAAAUUUAGAGAAAUAGUACAGAAAGAAACAAAAAGAAAAGGAUAUAAUUUUUAUUAUGGAUGGCCACCCUUAAAUAGAAUAAAAAUUACAGAAGAUGAAAAA
Messenger RNA from Plasmodium gallinaceum, 291 nucleotides. Its product is annotated as conserved Plasmodium protein, unknown function. The record is from RefSeq and is a predicted model, not a curated record. The annotation marks the transcript as partial. Lineage: Eukaryota; Apicomplexa; Aconoidasida; Haemosporida; Plasmodiidae. The transcript is spliced from 2 exons.